Molecule: messenger RNA, 2766 nt
Organism: Coregonus clupeaformis (lake whitefish)
Lineage: Eukaryota; Metazoa; Chordata; Actinopteri; Salmoniformes; Salmonidae
Product: basic proline-rich protein-like
Exons: 12
Coding region: 95-2284 (729 amino acids)
Biological process (GO): macrophage chemotaxis; negative regulation of extrinsic apoptotic signaling pathway; positive regulation of calcium ion import
Cellular component (GO): nucleus; immunological synapse
Molecular function (GO): carbohydrate binding; laminin binding; IgE binding
Source: RefSeq, a predicted model, not a curated record
UCCUGCUAUAGCUGUCUAGCUGUCACCUCAACAACACAGCAACAACUUGGUUCUACAGUGUUACACCUGAGAAGCGCAGCGAAUAACAGAUACUAUGGAACUCUCUGAUGCUCUGUGUGGUUGUCCGUCCUCUGGUUCUACCCCCCAGGGAAGCAACAGCAUCGGGCCCAGUCAGAACCAACCAGGGGGUCCUGCCUGGCCGACACAGCCCGGCCAACAGCCCACCCAUCCCCCAUCCUGCUGGCCAGGGCAACCCAACACCCCCUGCUGGCCUGGGCCACAACCAUCCCAACCAGACCCAGCCUCAGCCCAAAACUGGCCUGGUCCCCAACCACAACCACCCCAACCAGCCCCAUCCCAUCCCUGCCAGUCAUGCUGGCCUGGACCUCCCCAAUUCCAGCCCCAGCCUUCCCAACCCCAGCCCCAGCCUCAACCUGCACUCCAGCCUUCUCAACCUCUAGCCCCAGCCCCUGCCCCCCAAGUCCCCAGCCAGCCUAGUGCCCCAAGGUGGCCGGUUACCCAAGGCCUUAACCCAGGCAUUAACCCAGGGUCUGGAUGGCCUUUCAGCCCUGGUAAGUCUGGUUGGCCUGGUCAGAACCCAGGCCUUAACCCAGGCGGAUCUGGAUGGCCAUUCAGCCCUGGUCAGGAUCCAGGUAGCCAGUCUGGUUGGCCUGGUCAGAACCCAGGUGGCUUCACACCUGCUCCACAGUGGACUCCAACACCAGCUGGACAUCUGAAUGUGCCCCACAACCUGAACCUACAAAGAGGCAUCUACGACAAGAUGAUGAUGACCAUCAUGGGCCAGGUCAAACCAAAUGCUAAGCAGUUCACUGUCAACUUCCUGCGAGGUAAUGACAUCGCCUUCCACCUCAACCCUCGAUUCAGCGACGGGGGCAAGCAGGCAGUGGUGAGGAACACCAAGGUGGGAGAGUGCUGGGGCAAGGAGGAGAGGCACACACAGGGAGGCUUCCCCUUCAUGGCUGGACAGUCCUUCGAGAUGAAGAUUCUGAUUACGUUUGAGGAGUUUAAGGUGGCUGUAAACGGAGCUCAGCUGUUUGAGUUUAAACACCGCGUCAGAGAACUCAACCAGAUCGAUCGCGUCAACAUCCUCCAUGAUGUCAUCCUCACCUACGUCAACGUAGACACGAUACCAUACAUGACUCAAGAGGAAUAUACUAUGGAACUCUCUGACGCUCUGUGUGGCUGUCCAUCCUCUGGUUCUACCCCCCAGGGAAGCAAUGGUAUCUGGCCCAGUCAGAAGCAACCAGGGGGUCCUGUCUGGCCGACACAGCCCGGCCAACAGCCCACCCAACCCCAGGCCAUGCCCUGCUUUCCUGGGCAGCCCAGCACCCCCUGCUGGCCUGGUCCACAACCAUCCCAACCAGCCCCAGCUCCGGCUCAACCUCAGCCAAUGCCUUGUUUUCCUGGGCAGCCCAACACCCCCUGCUGGCCUGGGCAACAGCCAUCCCAACCAGCCCCAGCUCAAAACUGGCCUGGGCCACAGCCAUCACAACCAGUCCCAGCUCCAACCCAAAACUGGAACUGGCCUGGUCCGCAACCAUCCCAACCAGCCCCAGCUCCAUCCCAAAACUGGCCUGGUCCCCAACCACAACCACCCCAACCAGCCCAUCCCUGCCAGCCAUGCUGGCCUGGACCCCACCCCCAGCCUCAGACUGCACCCCAGCAUUUUCAACCUCAAGGCCCAGCUCUGAUUCAAGCCCAGGCCCAGGGCCCCAGCCAGCCUAGUGUCCCAGGGUGGCCAGUCCCAGGCCUUGACCCAGGGUCUGGAUGGCCAUUAGGCCCUGGUCAGGAUCCAAGUGGCUUCACACCUGCUCCACAGUGGAAUCCGACACCAGCUGUACUGAAUGUGCCCUACAACCUGAACCUGCAAAGAGGCAUCUACGACAAGAUGAUGAUCACCAUCAUGGGCCAGGUCAAACCAAAUGCUAAGCAGUUCACAGUCAACUUUCUACGAGGUAACGACAUCGCCUUCCACCUCAACUCUCGGUUCAAUGAGGGGGGCAAGCAGGCAGUGGUGAGGAACACCAAGGUGGGAGAGCACUGGGGGAAGGAGGAGAGGCACACACGAGGAAGCUUCCCCUUCAUGGCAGGACAGUCCUUCGAGAUGAAGAUUCUGGUUACAUCUGGGGAGUUUAAGGUGGCUGUGAACGGAGCUCAGCUGUUUGAGUUUAAACACCGCGUCAAAGAACUCAACCAGAUCGAUCGCAUCAACAUCCUCUAUGAUGUCAUCCUCACCUCCAUCAACGUAGACACAAUACCAUGACAUCACUAUAUAGUAUAUAACACCCAGCAUAGGCUACAUGCAUAACAUGGCAUCAAUCUGCAUUUGCACCUGUUUUAUGAUGAUGAUGAUGAGCUGUACACUUAAUACCACAUUAAUUCCCACUAACUCUACAAACAACCACUCCAUGUGCGAAUGUGUGUAAUGUUAUGAAGGCCUAAGAAUUCAACAAUGCCAUUUAAUUGUAAUUCUUAUAUUUGCUAUAACUAUUUUCUGUUGAAUGUCUAUGUAAGUAAACAUACUUUAUGCCUAUGAACUGACUAAAGAUAUCAGUAGUUACAGUGCAUUACACUAAUUCAAUGAACGUCUCUAUAUGAGAGGAUUCAGCAUCCUCCAGGGGUAGUUUUUAGAAUCUAACCAGCUGGGUUAACUUUUGCCACUGUAAAUAAGAAAAUAAGUUGGUAGAGCAUGGCGCUUGCAAUGCCAGGGUUGUGGGUUCAAUUCCCACUGGGGAACAGUAUGGU